This is a messenger RNA of Piliocolobus tephrosceles (Ugandan red Colobus), 1428 nucleotides long. RefSeq lists its product as uncharacterized. The record is from RefSeq and is a predicted model, not a curated record. The transcript is spliced from 6 exons. NCBI's taxonomy places the organism in Eukaryota, Metazoa, Chordata, Mammalia, Primates, Cercopithecidae. The coding region runs from base 204 to 1343 and encodes 379 amino acids.
AUAGCGAAAACAACAAAAAUAGCGAAAACAACAAAAAUAGCACUUAUGACUUCGAACCAAAUGUAAAAAACGGUGCUUCAAUUUUAAGCAGUCCAGAAGAAAUAAAAACUUACAUAAAAAAUAUAUUCACAAAAAGUAAAUAUUGCGAUGUGAAAUUUUAUUUUUAUACAUGUGUUUAUAUUGUGUAUAUAAUUGGAAAAAUAAUGAAACAAGUUGAUCACUAUAGUAGCAAUAAAAACAAAAAAACUAACGAUAAAACUUACACAUAUGAUCAUCUACUAUUUAUAUCUUAUGACCUUUCUUAUUUACUUUAUAAUGAUUAUAUAUUACAAGAAAAUAAAACUAAAAAAAAUAAUAUUCUUAUAAAAGAUUUACAAAUACGUCAAAAUAGUGCCAUGUCUUCUUUUAUAUAUUUACCGUCAUUCCAAAAUAUAAAAGAAAUGGAGCUAACAAAAUUAUAUAAUUUUGAAAAAGAAAUAGUGUCAAAUUGUUACUCAAACAAGUUGUCCAUUAUUAAUUAUGUUAAUAAAAUUAAUGGAAAAAAAAAUAAACAUUUUAACAAAUUAUCAACGGAGUACCAAAGUGAUAUAUCCGUUUUAGUUCUUUACUUAAAAAUGUUAUGUAAAAAAAUAGCGUAUUAUGUCUUUACCUGCAUUUACGAGAAACACGAGGCGUUAAUCAGAAAACGAAUUAACAUCAUGCAAAAUAAUUUUCAAACGAAAUUUGAAAAAUUAAAUGACGAAUUACAACUAUCAGAUAAAUCAUAUGAUAUUGUUACAAAAAGAAAAAUAGAACUAAAAAUAUUUUUUACUUUUUAUGUUGUUGGUAUUAAACAUUUGUUAGCUAAUCACUUAUAUUCCUUUUAUGAAAAUACAUAUAACAACUUAAUUUUUUUCCUUUACCUUUUGAAUUUACUACCUGCGGAUUCCACUUUACAACAACACCCUUCACAGCAACAGGGUACUUUAAAUGAAAAUAAUAAUCUUACAAGCGAGCGAAAAAUUUGUUACUUAAAAAUUGACUACCGUGAUAUGUCCUCCGAAUAUGACCUCAAUGACAUUAUAAAAAAAAUAAGAAACACGUACAGUGUCGAUGACGACAAAAAGGAUCUUGAUAUAAAAGAAGACAAUAUGAAUAAUAUGAAAAAAGGCGUGCUUUAUAUGGCUUAUUAUGAAGAUAAUACCUUUUUUGUUAAUAAAUUAGAAAAAAAAAUAAGUAAAUAUAUGUCAAAGUUGUAUACUUAUAUGGAAAAACUUUUGGACGUGAAAAAAAAAGAAACAAUCAAACUAAUUUCAAAUGAUAUGAAAUUACAUAGAAAGUAUUAUGAAUGUAAAAACGAAUGAAUGACAAAAAGAGGAUAAGCUGUGAUCUAUGCAUUAAAAAAAAAAAAAAAAUAAAAAAAAAAAAAAAAAAAUAGUACGUAUAUAG